Molecule: messenger RNA, 1578 nt
Organism: Aspergillus saccharolyticus JOP 1030-1
Lineage: Eukaryota; Fungi; Ascomycota; Eurotiomycetes; Eurotiales; Aspergillaceae
Gene: eng2
Product: putative GPI anchored endo-1,3(4)-beta-glucanase
Exons: 1
Biological process (GO): glucan catabolic process
Molecular function (GO): hydrolase activity, hydrolyzing O-glycosyl compounds
Source: RefSeq, a predicted model, not a curated record
AUGCCCUCUUCUCUCACGCUACUCAGCGUUAGCUCACUCGCUCUAAUCUCGCCUGCCCUGGCCAGCAGCUACAGUCUCGUCCAGACCUGGCAAGGCGAGGGUUUCCUCGAAUACUUCGACUUUUACACCGGCGCAGACCCCACGAAUGGUUUUGUCACCUAUGCUAACCAGAGCUAUGCGGAAAGCUCGGGACUGGUCAAGGUUAACAACAAUGGUUCCUUCUACAUGGGUGUUGACCACACCACCAAGCUAAGCACCGCCGGCCCCGGUCGUGAGUCGGUUCGUAUCGAGAGUAAGAAGUACUACGACCAUGGACUUUUCAUCAUCGAUCUCGCCCACAUGCCCGGUAGCAUCUGCGGUACUUGGCCUGCUUUCUGGUCGACCGGUGCCAAUUGGCCAGCCGACGGUGAAAUCGAUAUCAUCGAGGCCGUCAACAUGAACACUGCCGGCGAGAUUGUCCUCCACACCAGCGGUACAUGCGAAGUCUCCGCCCAGAGUGACAUGACCGGUACUCUGACCGCCACCCAGUGCGGUGAGGAUGCUGGUACCACGGGCUGUGUUGUCAAGGGCUCCGAGGGUUCUUCGGGAACCCCUUUCAACGAGCAGGGUGGUGGUGUUUAUGCUAUGGAGUGGCAGGAGGACUACAUCAAGUUCUGGUACUUUGCUCGUAACGCGAUCCCGUCAUCGAUCACUGAUGGCACCCCUGAUAUUUCUGCUUUUGGCAGCCCCAUGGGCCACCUCCAAGGAUCUUGCAACUUCGCCGAACACUUCAAAUCCCAGAAGUUCAUCUUCGAUACCACCUUCUGUGGUGACUGGGCCGGUGGCGUAUUCCUCUCGUCUGGCUGCCCUAUCAGCGACAAGACUAGUGCUACCAAGAGCUGCGUGGCCUACGUUGCUGAGAACCCUUCUGCCUUUGAGGAAUCUUUCUGGGAGAUCAACUACAUUAAGAUCUUCCAGACCGGUGGAUCGACUGCCUCUGCCUCUGCUUCUGCUUCUGUCUCCACUUCUUCUGUUGGUCACGUCAGCAGUGCCACUGCUGCCGCCCAGACUGUUUCUGCCGCUAGCGAGGCCACGUCUGUUGCCUCUGCGGCUGGCGCUACUACCUCGACUGCUGCCGCCACUAACGCCGCCGCUACCAACGCCGCUGCCACUACCGUCGUUCCUGCCGCCGCCGCCGAGUCCGCCUCGGAGUCUGAAACCACUUCCACGGUCGCUACCGUCGGCGUCGUCUCUGUUGCUGGUGAAACCUCGGACUCUGUGUCCAAGUCCACUCGCUACGUGACCAUCACUGCCACCAACACUGUUUGCUCUGCUGAUCAGACUGGUGCUGGCAGUCUUCUUGGCGGAAGCGCUUCUUCCGAGUCCAGUGCUAGCGCCGCCGGUUCUUCUCCUGCUGCUUCUUCGACUACUGUCAGCGGUGCUAGCGCCCAGGCCAACGGUGGCUCUGACUCUACUGGAUCUACUGGCUCGACUGGCUCGACUGGAUCUACCGGCUCGACUGACUCUACCGGUUCGACUGGCUCUACCGGUUCGACUGGCUCUACCGGUUCGACUGGCUCUACCGGUUCGACUGGCUCU